This is a messenger RNA of Camelina sativa (false flax), 699 nucleotides long. Lineage: Eukaryota; Viridiplantae; Streptophyta; Magnoliopsida; Brassicales; Brassicaceae. The record is from RefSeq and is a predicted model, not a curated record.
AUGGACCAUGAAGAUCAAAUUGAGAAGAUUCUCGCUGGUCUUCCUGAAGAUUACAAACCGGUGAUUGAUCAGAUUGAGAGCAAAGAUUCUCCCCCUACCAUAACCGAAGUUCAUGAACGUCUCCGCAAUCGCGAAGUCACUCUCCGUGCUGCUGCCACCACUACCCCAUUUCCGACCUCUGCUAAUACUGUUCAGUACCACCGUAGAGGUGACUAUAACAACAACAAUACUCACAACAACAACUCUCGCAACAACACUCGUUCCUCGUCGUCAUCUUUCCGCUCCAACAACAACAACCACAACAACAACAACAAUUGGCAAGGUAACACCAACAACAACACAACUCGCUCAUUCAGGCCCUAUCUCGGCAAGUGCCAAAUCUGUCACACACAGGGACACAGUGCCCGCCGUUGUCCACAACUCCACUCCAUUCAAGCCUCAACUCCACGCAACAACAGCCCAUUUACUCCUUGGCAGCCACGCGCAAACAUGGUGGCUAACAUGUCCUCACCAGCAAUCUUGGAUAGUGGUGCCACUCACCACAUCAUCUCUGAUCUCAACAACCUUACCAUCCAUCAACCAUACAAUGGUGGUGAUGAUCUCACCAUAGCUGAUGGCUCCACACUGCCCAUUACUCAUACGGGUUUAGCGCUACUUCCAACUCAAACUCGCACUCUCAAAUUAGAUAAANCGCUUUGA